Molecule: messenger RNA, 474 nt
Organism: Beauveria bassiana ARSEF 2860
Lineage: Eukaryota; Fungi; Ascomycota; Sordariomycetes; Hypocreales; Cordycipitaceae
Product: putative GTP release factor
Exons: 1
Coding region: 1-474 (157 amino acids)
Biological process (GO): cellular response to amino acid stimulus; positive regulation of TOR signaling
Molecular function (GO): guanyl-nucleotide exchange factor activity; molecular adaptor activity
Source: RefSeq, a predicted model, not a curated record
AUGGCAAACUCUCUCAGGAACGCGGAGGAAUUUAAUCAGAUUCAGGGCGUCGUGGAUCGUCUCGUGAAGGACGCCAAUGCAAAAGUAACAUUCAUUGUCGAUAAUAAGGGGGAGCUUUGUGCCGCAAGCGGAGAUGUUGACAAUCUGGACACCACGUCUCUUGCAAGCCUCACUGCAGAAAACAACGUCCCGGCGGGCGGAUUUGCGAAGCUUCUCAAAGAAAACGAAUUUGCGACAAAGUUCUCCGAGGGCGAAAGAAGCAACGUUCACAUUCAACUUGUUGGGAAUCGCGUUGUCCUAGUCGUGCUGUUUGACAGCAAAUCGAGCCUGGGCCUGGUCCGACUCCGUGUUCGCAAGGCAAGCGAGGAGCUUACUCAUAUUCUCGAGGCUCUUGUCAAAAGGACAGGGACUGAUGCGGAUCCCGUAUUUGCAGAAAUCACUGAUGAAGACAUUGAUAAUCUGUUCAAGGAGUAG